CGAGACUGCAUUAUCCAAAGAGGGUGACAGAGCCCGAGUUUCUACUCGUCAAUCGAGUCUGAGCUUGGGGCUAUCAGAUCUAUUGAUACGCUUGUAUGUACAUGUGCUCGGAAAUGAGUUUAUACAUCGUGGAGAAAGCAUGUGCUUCAUGUGGAAGCACUCAGCCAGGGUGGAGACGAGAAGUAUAUAAAGUGAUACUCGGACGACUCCAUUUCGCCUCAAUCAUCCUCUGGCGCCCUGGGAACGAGUGAAUUCUAGCCUCCUAACGUUGUAUCAUCUCUUUUCUACCGGCGUACAAGAUGCGGUCCCUUUCCCUUUUCACAGCCCUCUUGGCAGGCCAUGCCUUUGCAUACCCAAAGCCCGUUCUCCAGUCCUCUACUCGGCGAGACUGGCCCACUAUCAACGAGUUCCUCACUGAGCUGGCAGAGAUUAUGCCCAUUGGAGAUACCGUCUCAGCAGCUUGUGGUCUGAUCGGAGAUGCUGAGGAUGUUGCUGCCGACCUCUUUGACAUCUCCAACACAGAAAACGAUGCCUGUGGUGAUGUGACUGUCUUGUUCGCUCGAGGUACUUGCGAUCCUGGAAACGUCGGAGUCCUCGUUGGGCCCUGGUUCUUCAAUUCGCUCGAAACCGCACUCCCAAACAAAAGAGUCGGCGUCAAGGGAGUUCCGUAUCCUGCAAGCGUCCAGGGCUUUUUGUCGGGAUCGGUGCAGCCAGGAAUUGACAUGGCCAACCAGAUCAAAUCCGUCAUCAGCAGCUGCCCCAACACCAAGCUCGUGCUCGGUGGCUACUCUCAAGGUAGCAUGGUCGUACACAACGCAGCAAGCAACCUAGAUGCUGCGACAAUGGCGAAAGUCAGCGCCGUGGUUCUCUUUGGUGACCCAUACAAUGGCAGACCUGUUGCCAAUUACGACGCUUCAAAGGUUCUCGUUGUCUGCCACGACGGAGACAACAUUUGCCAGGGCGGAGAUUUCAUCUUGCUGCCUCAUUUGACGUAUGCCGAAGACGCGGAUACAGCAGCUGCUUUUGUUAAGCCACUUGUUUCCUGAAGCGUUUAUUCCGUGUGGCGUGUUUAUAAGGGACGACAGGAGAGUAUGAAAAAAUGGAAAAGGGAGUCAUAAAAGUCAUCUGGGAAUGUAUAUAGCCGAAUCAUGAUGAUACUGUACAUAAGCACGCGUUUUACGAUUUUGUAUUUACUGUUGGAUAGCAAUGAUGGGAACAUCGAAUAGCGCAAUGUUACUAACAAUUGCCGUCUUGAGUGUCUCAUUUUGG
Messenger RNA from Trichoderma harzianum CBS 226.95, 1269 nucleotides. RefSeq names its product carbohydrate esterase family 5 protein. Gene Ontology annotation, molecular function: cutinase activity. Lineage: Eukaryota; Fungi; Ascomycota; Sordariomycetes; Hypocreales; Hypocreaceae. The coding region runs from base 300 to 1046 and encodes 248 amino acids. The record is from RefSeq and is a predicted model, not a curated record. Gene Ontology annotation, cellular component: extracellular region. Gene Ontology annotation, biological process: carbohydrate catabolic process. The transcript has 2 exons.